Fusarium venenatum is the source of this 882-nucleotide messenger RNA. RefSeq lists its product as uncharacterized. The record is from RefSeq and is a predicted model, not a curated record. Lineage: Eukaryota; Fungi; Ascomycota; Sordariomycetes; Hypocreales; Nectriaceae.
AUGAAGGUCUUUCUAGUUGUAGCUGCCGCUUUGGCGACUAGCUCUAUCGCUGCUCCCACCACCGACAAGUCCCUUGCUGGCCGGGAGUCCCAUCUUUUCGAUGCCGGUGCUGAAGAGGGGGCAGUAAACGCUCUUUCAGUCGAUCUCGAAGGUUACAUCAGUAACCCCGAGGCUCAAAAGGCAACAACAAAUGUCAAACGAUCCAAGUCCAGCAAGGACAAGGCCCUUACCAAAACUUACAUGAUUUCACGAAAGAAGGGCUCGAGAAAAUCGCAUAAGAAACACCCGAAACGAUUGGUAAAGCUCAAGCUUUUCACUACAGGCUUCAAGAGUGGUCCAGAUAUUAUCGACAAUUUGGACAGCACUCUUGACCAAAUAACUGUUCAUACAGACAAGAUUGAUACUAUCCUUGCCCAAGUCGAUGCCGGGAAGCUCUCGGAAAAAAAAGGAACUACCGAUACUGUCAAAGAGAUCUCCAGCAUCCGCAACAUUCUAUCCGCUUCAUUGAACCGCCUCUCAGCUACGCACAACACCAAUUCUCUCAAACUCACGGACGGCGAACGCCAAACCAUCAUUGAGGAGAUCGACGAACUCCUCACCAAGCUGCUGAGAACUCUUGAAGAGAUCAUUCGAUCCUUGGGUGCUAGCCUCCGUAUGAACGCAUCUAUGAACCCUAUGAUGAAUGUCCUUACGAGCUUUUUGGGUGGCAUGGCAACCGCUGACAAGGGACUGGCCACUGAGUUGCAGAACUUGGUGAGCCUUAUCAUCAAAGACCAGGCUGCGGAAACUGAUGGAAAGGGACUUUCGCUUCUCUUGAGUGGGUUUGAGAAUUCGUUGCUCCGUCUACAUAGUAACCUGAAGGUGACUGGCAACUCCAACUGA